Molecule: messenger RNA, 783 nt
Organism: Rangifer tarandus platyrhynchus (Svalbard reindeer)
Lineage: Eukaryota; Metazoa; Chordata; Mammalia; Artiodactyla; Cervidae
Source: the annotation of a GenBank genome assembly
AUGUCCCAUCACUGGGGAUACGGCCCGCACAACGGCCCCGAACACUGGCAUAAGGACUUCCCCGUCGCCAACGGCGAGCGCCAGUCACCAGUUGACGUCGACACCAAGGCCGUCGUCCCUGAUGCUGCUCUGAAGCCUCUGUCUCUUCUCUAUGGGCAAGCAGCUUCGCGGAGGAUGCUCAACAACGGCCACUCUUUCAACGUGGAGUUUGAUGACUCCCAGGACAAAGCAGUGCUGAAAGACGGACCUCUUACUGGCACUUACAGAUUAGUUCAGUUUCACUUUCACUGGGGUUCAUCUGAUGACCAAGGUUCUGAGCACACUGUGGAUAAGAAGAAAUAUGCUGCAGAGCUACACUUGGUUCACUGGAACAGCAAGUACGGCGACUUUGGAACAGCAGCGAAGCAGCCUGAUGGACUGGCUGUUGUAGGUGUUUUUUUGAAGGUUGGUGAUGCUAACCCAGCUCUCCAGAAAGUCCUUGAUGCGCUGGAUUCUAUUAAAACAAAGGGUAAGAGUGCUGACUUCCCUAACUUCGAUCCUUCCAGCCUCCUUCCUAACGCCUUGGACUACUGGACCUACCCCGGCUCACUGACCACCCCUCCUCUCCUCGAAAGCGUGACCUGGGUCGUGCUCAAAGAACCCGUCUCCGUUAGCAGUCAGCAGAUGUUGAAAUUCCGUACUCUUAACUUCAACGCAGAGGGUGAGCCUGAACUCCUGAUGGUGGACAACUGGCGUCCGGCUCAGCCCCUGAAAAACAGAAAAGUCAGAGGUUUCCCCAGAUAA